Xylona heveae TC161 is the source of this 498-nucleotide messenger RNA. RefSeq lists its product as hypothetical. The record is from RefSeq and is a predicted model, not a curated record. The transcript has 5 exons. Bases 1 to 498 code for a protein of 165 amino acids. NCBI's taxonomy places the organism in Eukaryota, Fungi, Ascomycota, Xylonomycetes, Xylonales, Xylonaceae.
AUGGAUGCACAGGCGCAGCGCGCACGCACGCAAGGCCACCUUCCCCCGCCCGCAUACCCGACGCGCACGAGAACCGAGGAGCAAGUCAGAGCCUUCAUCACUCGAGUCCGGCGUUUCAGCAGCGGUGACGCGCGUGCGAAAAUUCUGGCCUGUGUCCCUGCCGUGGCCGGGUCCUGGACGAUUAUCGGCUCCGGUUUUUCAGAGCGAACAAAGUUGGUCGUCGGACCGAUCUUCCUCGUCUGCUCAAUCCUCAUCGCUUUUUGGUACACCAUUUGCAAAUGGUGCCAGAGAGCUGGACUCUCUGGCAGUUGCAGUCAUGCCACUGCGAAUGACAAAAUCAUAUUGCAAAACCCACAUGAGGAUUUGCUCCUCGUGUGGGUGGACAUUUUCCAUCAGUGCAAUCUAGGCGCCAAAUUCAGGAGCUGGUUUCACAAGUCACCACUGUACAAUCAUGAGUGCAAUCUAAACACAGAAAUGAAAGAAGUGAAAAUCAGAUGA